ACUCGACGCAGCGUGUUGUUCCAUCGCUGCUGCCCCAAAAUCUUUCCAUCUCAACAACAGCCAACACAGCCAAAAUAGUCCACUUUUGCCAGAAACAAAAGAGCAUCCGCAUCCUAGCCAAAAACCGAGCGGAGGAUUCGAGUUCUUCUCGCCCACAGUGAACAAUCUUAUUUUUUUUUAACAUGUGCUUCUGUGUCCUGAGUGUUGAUUGAAAGAGUUGAUUUACCAAAGAAAUUAAGAAGUUGAAAAUUGAUUUGAAAAAACCUUUCGAAGAACAGGUAAACAGGAGAAUUUGCCAGGGAAAUUAUCAUCAUCGAGUCACGUAAUUAAAACGAAACGUAAGACUCGUGAAAUAAGAGCAAAUAUUUGCAUUUUCCUGUGGCGGCGGAAAGGAAGAAUCGCUGGCGGUGCUAAUAAUAAACUAAGGACAAAAGGACUGAGGACUGGGGAACGAAGGAACAAAGGAAAAAGAGGGAGCCCAACUACCGCCCGUUAACGUGGCCAUAACAGUUUGCCAGUUAGCGCUACAGUUACCGCUACAGUUACCGCUACAGUUACUGCUACAGUUACUGCUCCACUUACACUGACUGCUGACAAUAAAACGUCACAGCCCGCCGAACGAGUCGAAGAAAAAAGAAAGCACUGAACGAUAAGCGAGGGGCAUUGAUUUACCAGUAGUCUUACACCACAAGGACACCCAGGGAUCCAAAGGAUUGCAGGAUGCGUGGCCGUCACUUGCGUCGCCGCUUCAGCCUGCAGCCCUCGUUCAUGAAGGAUGACAAUGCCGAGGAUAAACCAAAGCGUGACAAAGUGGGCAGGAACAAUGCGGUGGACGAUGCUAUUGGACCGGCGAAUGCCCGCCACAAAAUCGUCGUUAUGGGCUCUGCUAAAGUGGGCAAAACGUCGAUAAUCACCCAGUUUUUGUACAACACAUUCAGCACCAAAUACAAGCGGACCAUCGAGGAGAUGCACCAGGGCAACUUCUCCAUUGCCGGCGUCAGUCUCACCCUCGAUAUCCUGGACACCGCCGGUUCCUAUGAGUUUCCGGCGAUGCGUGCUCUUUCCAUAUCCUCGGCGGAUGCUUUUAUCCUGGUCUACGACGUCACCGACGCCACCACUUUCGAGGAGGUGCGCACAAUUCGCGACCAGAUCCACGAGACGAAGGCCACCACCGCAGUGCCAAUUGUGGUGGUUGGCAACAAGAUUGACCUUUUGGCCGAUGGAGAAACCGAACGUGAGGUUGAGUACGCCACCACAGAGUCGGUGGUCACCGUGGACUGGGAGAAUGGGUUUGUAGAGGCCUCGGCUGCCAGCAACGAGAACAUCACUCAGGUGUUCAAGGAGCUGCUGGCCCAGGCCAAGAUCACCUACAAUCUGAGUCCGGCCCUGCGUCGUCGUCGCCAGUCGUUGCCGCAGCAGAUUGGCAACAACGGGCCGGGCACCCCGCUGCACCACCAUCAGCACCACAGCCACCACCACCAGUCGCAGCAGCACCACCACAAUUCCGGCGCUGGCUCCUCCGCCUCAACUUCAGCGGCCGCUGCAGCGGCGGCGGCGGCUUCCUCCGGCGGCGGAUCCCAUGCCCCCACUCCUGCCCAGCUGCAGCACCUCCAGCGAAUCCAGGAGCGGAGUUUGGGCGCCAAGCGCAACUCAUGCAGCAUCUCCUAAAGGAGCGGAUUCGGAAUCGAAAUUGGCAUCGGAAUCCGGGGAUUCGAAAUUCGCAUCACGGCAGCUACACAAAAUGAAAAAAAAAAACAAAAACAUAACAUUACCUAAAACGGUCUCCUACAAAACGGUUUUCAAUACUUCUCCAAUAAUGUAUAACAAAAUGGGGCUUACUUUAAUGUAAACCAAUUACCAAAAACGACAAGUAUAAGGUAAAUAGAUAGGGUCGAUUCUUUUCUGAUGAAAAUUCUAGAAAGGGAGUCUAAUCUUUGAAUCAAACAGGGAAUGUUUGUCUGAAUAUAUCACUUGGCUUUUAUAAAAAUAGAUUUUCCUUAUAUUAAAAUACAAAAUACAAAAAUCUCUAGAUAUUGUAAGUAACUUAUAAAUUUGUUUAAAAGUAAAUUUUUAGCUCGGAUGUCUUAAGACUACUUGUUGUAUUUAACAAUGUACUUUUAGACACGUUCUGAUGUGGUUUUAAUCUCUAAAGAUUUCUGUGGCAAAGGUAAAAAGGCCAACUAAAAAGGAAAUAAGACGGAACCAAAGAUUAGAUUUCCCUUUGUAUGAUUAUUCAACUUUUUGCAUCUAUCGACCCGCACUAUUUUAGAGCAAUCUCGACUCAAAUGUACCUCUCUCUUGCUAUAAUCGCUCCAAUAACUUUAGUACCUUUAUCUCAAAGCCUCUGGUUUCUCAAACUCAGCUCUCAGCAUACCUAUAAAUGGAAUGGAUAUAUUGUGGUAGAGAAUAUCGAAUCGUUAGACAGCUCUAUAAUUUACUCAGAUAAAAAUACAGAAACUAUAAAGUCCCAAAAUCGAGGCAAAAAGCAUUCUUUUAUAUAUGUCUCGAUGUGUAACUUUAGCUCGAUUGUUGUGUGUGUGUGUGUCUAGUUACAGAUUCCUUUUUCCGACAGUACAGGUUAUAUAUAUAUAUAUGUAUAUAUAUAUAUAUAUUGUGUAUAGAUAACCCGUGUAGCGAGCAUUUAGAACCGGCCCGUGUACCUUAAGACAGCAAUGACAUAUUUUUGUAGACAAUAGGUCGAUAGGCGCCAGUGCUGGAACGGUUACCAGUGUUGAGAAGGGAAAGUGAAAGCUGAGACAGAAACCGAAAGCAAAUGCAUAGUUAAGAAGCAUCUCUCCGAUUGGCAAGGGAUUACCUAGGACCUAUCUGUAGAAACGUAAUGAGUGUACAUUUAGUUUGUAUUUUCAUUUUUUUCCCCGUUUACGGUUAGCUAGUAGUGUUGGUUAAUGCCAGGCAAAAAGAUUGAAAAACAAAUGGUUAAGAUUGAAAACGCAAUGAAAACACCAAAGAAUAAGACAAAGACAAAAGCAAAUGCAAAUGCAAAUAAUGAAUACGAGUAUAGAUCGAUUAAAAUAUACAUAUAUGAAGAUGUUAUGAUGGUAUGAAAUGAAUAGUCGUGUUAUAGAGUUAAUUUUGAGAUACAGAACGAAAAACGGGCCAAAGUGAAACGCAGCUAUUAUAUUGCAUACAUGGACAUCACACGUAAUUUAUUUGCGGUACAAUAAAAUAUUUACCCGCAUUCAAUCCCAAGAAAAGCCGAAAGCAAAAGCAAAACAGAGUGUUAUAUUUAUACGAUAAUAGUUAUACGUAUUGCUACAAGAAAUACUUCAGAAUACUAAUAUACCGAAUUACUAUGCGAAUAUGAAUACUAAACGGAAAUCUUGAGAAAAUACGAGGGCAAAUAUUGAUGUGUUUCAAAUGAAAUGAAAACUUUAAAGAAUUUAUGUAAUUAUUUAAUUCCAGCAAAUCGUACAAUAUCAAGUAUAUAUCUGCGUAUAUAUCUGUGUGUGUGUAUCAGUGGUUGUUUUAAAUACAAUUUAAAUUUGAUCUUUGGCAGGCCAAAGUCCUUUAAGCACUUGCUGGCUAAUAGAUUUGUCUGUUUCGUCUGUUAUGUUUAAACCCGAUUAAAUAUCAGAAUAUUAAAUGUCUAUAUAGCAGCCCUGUUGCUCAAGUAGGAUUUGCUGGCAAGAGUUUAAACUUUAAAUAUCAUUAAAUUGGCCAAAACGAAAAACACCCAAAAGAUAAAGAAUCGUAUGUAAGUGAGUAGAUCUGUCAUUAUGGUACCUAGAAAUACGGGUAUGAGUGUGAGCAUUACGUAGAAUAACUCGCAUUACAAUUGAUUUAGUUAGGCGGCGCACUGUGGCCAAUCCCCAAGGAUAUAAUUGUUCACCUCGGGAAGGAUUUCGAAAUUAAAAAUUAAGUUUAUAUGCAUUUCAGUUCGAGGACACAGUGCGUUAGUUAACAAAAAUACGAAAGCAAAGCCACGUAGAAUUGAUUAAGGUGUUAGCGAUUCCAAUCGUUCGUCGGUAUUUACUGCUAAGGAUCAGUGUUCAUGUUCACAAAAGAAAUAUCAAAACACACCACUGGAAAUAAAUAGUAAUGUUUAUUCCUAAGGGUGUUUUUAACAUAUUUGAGGCAUUAUGAUAAAAAAAAUUUAAACAUCAAUAUAAUUGCUUCAAACCGGUAUUUUUGUGGAAAUGAACACUAAGCCUUAUGUAGGAUAACCCCGAAUCAGUACCCCCUUUUUCCGGAUUAGCGAUUAAGGUUGUAUCUGCACCCAAUCGCAUAUCCCAAAUCCUGAUCCCCAAUCCCUAAUUCUCUUUGAAUGUGAAUUUGGUUCCUAGACCAGAUAUCUUACAAAAUAAAUAUAUAUAUUAAUAUGAAUAUUUACAUGCGGCAAUACAUAUAUGCAUAUACUAUAUACAUACAUAAACAUAAUGAAUAUUUAUAAAUGUAAUUGAUAAAAGCGAAGAGACAAGAACCGGAAAUAAAUGCAAG
Molecule: messenger RNA, 4458 nt
Organism: Drosophila elegans
Lineage: Eukaryota; Metazoa; Arthropoda; Insecta; Diptera; Drosophilidae
Product: ras-related protein Rap-2b
Exons: 6
Coding region: 721-1668 (315 amino acids)
Molecular function (GO): GTPase activity; GTP binding
Source: RefSeq, a predicted model, not a curated record